This is a messenger RNA of Trichoplusia ni (cabbage looper), 429 nucleotides long. Its product is annotated as cytochrome c oxidase assembly protein COX19. Lineage: Eukaryota; Metazoa; Arthropoda; Insecta; Lepidoptera; Noctuidae. Gene Ontology annotation, biological process: mitochondrial respiratory chain complex IV assembly. Gene Ontology annotation, cellular component: mitochondrial intermembrane space. The transcript has a single exon. The coding region runs from base 98 to 358 and encodes 86 amino acids. The record is from RefSeq and is a predicted model, not a curated record.
CUUAUUACUUACAAGAAGAGUACUUUAAUUAAUACGUGAUAAGUUCUGUUAUCAUCUUGCUGUCUUUUGGAACCAAAAGUUACCAUAACCUUUCAUAAUGUCGACAGCUAUGACUUUUGGUCAAAAAACAUUUAUACCGACACCACCAGAUAAGGGCAGCUUUCCUUUAGAUCACGACGGAUUGUGCAAGAAGAGUAUGACUAAAUAUAUGAAGUGCUUGUUUAAUAACGACAAUAAUAAUUCAAUGUGUCGUGAAGAAUCUAAAGAGUACCUAGCAUGCAGGAUGGACAAUAACCUUAUGGCAAAAGAAGACUGGUCUAAAUUAGGAUACAAAGACGAAGUUCAAAAGGACAAGUAAUACUUCGAUUAUAUUUAUAGGUAAGAAAAUUGUUAACUUGUUGUAUUUAAUAUAUUUUAGAAAUUGUAAAA